AUGUACAAGCUUCAAGUGGUACUGGUGCCACCGAGCUCUAUAAAUGGGGCUUUGCAGCUCCCUUUCAAUCCUGCUACUACCGACAAUUCGCAACUUCUUCCAUCGAGCAUUGGUGCCAAUGGAUCGGCGAUCUUGACUGGAAAUCGGCCAGAAAUGCCUCAUUCUGGCAGCACUAACAACAACUUGUUCAUGUCUAGCUUUUCAUCGAGCCAUGUUUCGCAACCUAAGCUCAAGAAAUUCCUGCUCUUCACGCAACCCACCAAUUCGCUUCUUAUGCUGGCAGAAGAGAUCGUGGCCAAAUGCGACAAGAUCUAUCCCCAUCUAGCGCAAUCAGUUGAGCUUUUGAGCUUGCAGGACUCUAACGAAUGCGACUUGGACCCCGAUUUUUUGGUGAAAGACGUUUUCAACGUCGACAACGUGGUUCGGGCCGUGCUAAGCCAAGACAUCGAAGUCGCAGACGAUAGAGCCCAAACUUUGUACUCCGUCAAACGGCGCAAACUUGACAACGGUGAUGCUGGGAAAGUGUCGGUUGCCAAUGGAGCUUCAGGAGCUCAGCCAAACGUGCUACAGAUCGCAAAAAAACGACCCCAUAUUUUGCGCAACUCCACUGCCAUGCGCGUCUCAACUCCCUUAGCCAACCAAAUCUAUCCUCAGGCAUCUAGAACGCAACUCAAUUCGGAUUAUGAAGAUGACGACGCUGCCAAUCGUUCCAUCUUGCCCCCACCACAACCGCAAUCGCAGCCUAUUCGCAUCAGCUCUGCAGUGGAUAGCGCAAAAAAGGUCAACUUCAGUGAUAACACAAUAUCCAGAUCCGAGGCCGUCGACCCAGACAAGUCGAGACAACAAAGAUUACCUUCGGGCACUCCAAUGCGUCAGCCGCCCAAAAAAGGUACCACAACUCCUAAAAGAAAGAAGGGCCAAGAUCAAAUGCUAAUGGUCAAUGAAGCAGAAAUCGAUGGUUCUGCUACCCCAAUUAACACAAAUAAAAGGAUUACUUCAGGAAUGCUACGAAUUCCGGAGCCAAAAAUCUCUGAAGUCGAGAAAGAACUCAAACAAGGACCUGAAAGCCCAUCGGCUGUACUGCCAGCUCGUCCGGAUCGUAUACCGAUGAAAAAGCAUGAUAUUCCUGUGUCAGACGAUGAUGAACUAAGCCAAUCGUCAGAAGAUGAUGAAAGAAGAAUUGCAGUAGGGAACCGUGCCGAGCAAGUGCUUGAACCCUCGCUCAGAUUAUCCGCUUCCCGCCAAACGUCAAUUGCCGACAACAACGGUUCGCCUAUCAAAGAUGGCAGCAAAAAUCGAAACGUAAACCUAGCAGAACUUCCUUCCUCGGGUCGGAGAGUUACACGCAAAUCCUCUUUGGAACACAAAGUUGAGUCUCUCAUCCGCAACAGCAGCCCUCUUGCAGAGAGAAAUGGCAAGGGAACGCAAGAAAAGAAAGACGACCCCAUGGCUGCGGCCAGAAAAGUCUCGUUUUCUGAUGAAGACGAAGUUGAGGGUCAGCAACUGGGCCAGGAUCCUAAUGAUACGGUUCGAAUCAAUCAAGUGGAUAAUUCUGGGAAUAGUAGCUUUCAAAAAUCGGAGCUCUUAUCCAUGCUACGGGGUAAUAAGUUUGACAUACCCUCGGACUUCAGCAAAAGGUCUUUGAGGUCCAAAGCUGGGUACUUCGAAAAGUCCGCCGAAAAGUCGAAUGCGCUUUCGAAGGAUGUUAUCAAUCAGAGGCUACAAAGGUCAGCCGCAAUUAAAGCUGCGGAACUUUUGUCAUCUGGAAGGUCCCGAAAUCAGGAAGCAACCUCCGAGAGCGAAGCGGAAUCUAGUGAUAUCGAAACUGAUCAAAGCGAUAAUGGCAGAGUCACUGUGCUGGAAAACCAGGCUCUAAAAAAGCUUAAUAUACACCCUCUUAAGGAACAAGUGAUAGGUGAGGGUACUAGACCCAUUCUCAAUGGCGAAGCAGAUACCAGCAAGGCUAUAGCAGGUGCGGUACCGAGGAAAGCGGUUAAUGGAAAGAAUGCAACCCAAGCGGACACUUCUUCUGAAGUGAAAGCCGCCGCUACGGGGCCAAAUGGCUCAGUCGCGAGUAAAGAAAGUAAGGAUAAAAAGGCAAUUACAAAAGCUGGCAAAACCCCCGACAGUCGUGACGCAGAUAAAGUUGAAGCAUCUUCCUCUUCGACUGUAGAAAGAAGCUCAGAAUCUGAAUCAAGCACGAAAUCUUCAACCGAAUCCUCGAAGGAAGUGUCACAAGAAGAAAUAUCAAACAAAUUGAUUAGAGGAAUCUCACCCGUCGCAGCCAAUCGCGAAGUAAAAUCUUACCACAGUCCUGAGUUUAUUGAGGACUCCGAUGACGACUCGAUGAAUACUUCGUCCACCAAGGACGCCGAAGGAAGUAAGACGAAAUCUGCUACAAAGAAACUCCCUCCAUCAGUACUCAAACGCAAGGAAGAGGCUGAAAAGAAGCGAAAGGAGCGCGAAUUGCUGAAGAAGGCCCGGGAAGAGGAAAAUGCAAGGAAAAAAGCGGAGAAGGAGGAAAGGAGAAGAGAAAGAGAGGAAGCGGCCGCCAAAAAGAAAGCUGAACGAGAGAUGAAGAAGAAAAAGAUGCAGGAAGAUGCCAUCAAGAAAAGAGAACUUCAAAGUGCUUCUAAAAAAGCGAAAGAUGACAAAAAAGUAGCAAAUUCCGCGCAGUCAGCACGGAAGACUGAUAAAACGUCUGUCAGUAAACGAAGCGAUGAAACCGCCGAUGAGGCCACGAACUCGCAAGUUAAGAGUGACAAGGCUAAAACGAGUGCGGUAGGUGAGAGUAAGGGGGACUCUGGUGAGAAAGAGGAUAGCACUUCCGCUGCUCUAGCGCCCAAGGAUCUCUCUCAGUAUUUUGGUACAGGUGAUAAAUUGAAAGUCAGCCAAAAUCAAGAACCUUUGAGCACGCCAACUCAAGGUGACAAAGUUUCAAAGAUACAAAAACUCAAGUCACAGUUUACAUCCGGAAGCUUAGCCCCGCAGCAUGAAGAUAGAGGGCAAGGUAAAAGUGAAAAGAGCUCGACGUCUUCUGAUGUCUCCGAAGAGCUCGACGAUGAAAGUUCCUCAAAUGACAACGAAUCUUCUGACUCUUCCUCGGAUGAUGACUCCACAGCCAGCAGGAAGUCGCGGAGGGGAAUAGUUAACACGCCAAAAGGGGCUAUUAUAUCUCUUCCGAAGAAAACUAAGCAAAGUGAUAUAUCUGGCUUAGAGCAAGCUCCACAAUCAACGCAGCAAGCCCUUGACAACGAGCCAUUGAGUAGUGGUACGAAGGUCCCGGUCACUAGAAUGAUGGAAAUGUCUUCUCCGACAUCUAAAGCACAGAUGUCGUCGCCUGUGUCUAACUCCAAAAAACCACAAUCGAAGCCAAGCAGGUCUUUAAGCUCGUUGUCCGAUCUGGUAUCUCGUGGAGUUCCGGAAGUAAAAGACAAGACCUUGAAAGAGAACAACACCUCGCUACGUGGAACUAAACAAAAAGAAGGCUUGAAUAAUGAUUUAAGCCAGGAGAACUCUGACAAAAGCGGGAGUGAGGACGAUAGUGACAGCAGUGACGAUUCUUCCGAAGAUGAUAGCAGCUCGAAUUUUAUCAGCGCUAAAUCAGCUAGCAAAGCGUUGGGGCGGCAAAAGAAGUUAAGCAGCGGAUUUGCAUCGCUGGUUAAAGACUCCAAAAAAAAUAAUUGUAAUCUAACUAGUAACUACCUUUACUCAACCUUUAAUCAACAUAUUAGCAUCGUAACAGAGAACUCUGCAUCAUUAUAA
Molecule: messenger RNA, 3765 nt
Organism: Lachancea meyersii CBS 8951
Lineage: Eukaryota; Fungi; Ascomycota; Saccharomycetes; Saccharomycetales; Saccharomycetaceae
Source: the annotation of a GenBank genome assembly